CGCGCAUAGUCACCAUUCGGUUUUAUGCGCCUCUGUUUAAAAAUAUAGACAGAGAAUCAAUUGCUUAACUUUUUUUUAAUUUGUCAAGCUAUUACUGCUUCUUUGAUUUUCACAGUGUGUCUCGUAUGACGAAAACAAAAGUCGAGGCAAUUUUAGCAGAAGCGUUCAAGAUGAACCCAAGCAAACCUAUAGACGCGCAUUCAAAACCAAAGCGGGACCCGAGCAGCAGCCGAAAGGAAAUGAAACGCUAUGAGAAAGCCAGGCGAUUGGCUCCAGGCUCAGUGAAGAGUCGAAACAAACUCAGGACAGUUUCAGAGGCUUCCAGCGCAGGUGAUGGUUUGAGUAAAGACUCCCAGGGAAAGUCGGAUAGCAGCUCAGAGACGUCCGAUUGCACUUCCGAGGAAAACAGAGCAGACAAACAGACCAACAACUGUGAAAUAGACAACGUAGGUGCAGAUGCAGAGAGAACAGAGUGUUGGGGAGGGAAAGUAGCCGAUAUGAUCGAAUGUGACUUUCCUAAAGGCACCCUGACACCAGCACAUGGUGUAAAAGUGAGAAACAGAGACUACUUCACCUCUGUGUACUGUUUAGAGCUCAGAGGGGACAGAACGCAUGAUGACCUGCUGAGGGAGAUCGACGACUUACGAUCAGAAAAUGAUUAUUUAAAGGACGAGUUGGACGAGCUACGCUCGGAGAUGCUGGAGAUGAGGGACCUCUAUAUGGAGGAGGAUAUGUACCAGCUACAUGAGUUCAAACAGCAGCUGGAACAGGCCAACAAGACGUGUCGCAUCUUGCAGUAUCGCCUUCGCAAGGCCGAGAGACGUAGCCUGCGUGUUGCCCAGACCGGCCAGGUGGACAGCGAGCUUAUCCGCACUCUGGAGCAUGAUGUCCAGGUAGCAAAAAGUGUGUCCCUGCGCUUGCACACUGAGCUUGAGGCAGUGCAAAAGAAAAACUUGCAGCUGGAGUGGGAAAACGAAGAGCUGCGGGAGCAGGUCCAGAAUCUGGAGGUGGCAAAGCAGGUCCUGCAGGCAGAAAUGAACAAAUCUAGAGAGAUGUUAUCACAAAAUUCUCUAAAGAGGAGAAGUUUGAGAUCUACUGGGAGCAAGUGUGAUAAGAAGAUUUCUCCACAGGAUGACAGUGCUGAUUUGAAAUGCCAGCUCCAUUUUGCCAAAGAGGAAUCAGCACUUAUGUGCAAGAAGCUCACUAAGAUGGCUGCAGAAUGUGAGGUCAUGCGAGAAGAAUUAUGCAAGUACAGGCUGCUUUAUGGUGAUGUUGAUGUAUCUCAGGCUGUAGAAGGGACCAUUAACUCUGCCCACACACGUGAAGCAGAGGUCAAAGUUCAUCUUCGUCUGGUGGAAGAAGAAGCUACGCUGCUGAGCCGACGGAUUGUAGAACUGGAGGUGGAGAACCGAGGGCUGAGGGCAGAGAUGAAUGAAAUGCGAGAAAGAGCUGGAUGGGGCCAGGAAGAGGAAGAAGAGGUUAUAGAAGGCAGAGAGAAAUGUCUAGCUUUGUCUCUAGGGAAAGAGGCCAAUAGUUUUACACAUAAAAGGAUUCCAGAGGCUGAAGACAAUGUACAGUCAAUGGGUGUAGCAGAAGUAGAGAACUGUCUAUUAAGUCACAUCUUAAGGGAGGAGCCAGUGGACGUUGAAACAAACCAUCCUCAAGAUCAAAUUGAAAGCGCUGAGAAUGCAGAAAAAGAGCAGAGUUGUACUGCUAGCAGGAAGGACCUAGAAGCCCUGUUUGCAGUCCGUGACCAGGCUAUGUUAGUUAGAUCAAUUAUCCAGUUCCUAAUCCAACCAGCAAAAAAUGGUGUCUUACCAAUGUCUAACCAAAAAUCUAGCCACCCCAUCCUCAGCAAAAUUGAGGUUGAUUCUCAUUGCCUGAAUAAUCCAUGGGUUUUGGAUCCCAUGAUGAAUCCCCUGACCAGUGAACUGGAGGUGCUACUGGAGGUGCUACAGACCUUUGUUUCGAAGAUAGAUGUUCUGAAAAAUUCUGUGCCUGGAGAAACUGGUCAAUAUACAAAUCCAGAAAAGGUGCUGGAAACAGUUCAACAAGCAUCACAGCCAGGUCAUGCUGAGAAAAAGCUCUGCUAUUCCAGCAGCAAUGAGAAGCAGACCAGUAACCAGCCUAGUCUUGAGCUUCUCACAGUACAACUCCGCUGGUUCCUCCAGAAAUGGCGCCAAGGGGAGAGACCAUCUAAAGAAGACAAGAACCUGUUUAAGAUGGACUUUCAGAAGGAUCUUUAUCCUCAAAUCAAAGCUGAAUUAUUGGGAUCAAAGAAAACUUGCAACACAUCUGAAGAAGCAAAACCUCCUGAAAAGUGCCACAAGCAGGUGAGCAGUGCACUUCUCUCAGAUCUGAAGGCAGCAUUGCAGGACCUAUGUUGUGAGCUGCAGGAGGAAUACCGCACUGGCCAGCACAUUGCACAACAGUUUGCAGAAGCUAAAGAAGCGUGGACAGUCGAGUGUACACAGCUCAGGAGCCUUCUGGAGGAUACAACUGACACAAAGGAUUCCCCAGAACCAAAGAUGGAACUGCAGAAGGAUUAUUUUGAAGAACUGCAGAACCUUUUAGACGAGUCCCACGCUGCAGUUAUUGAUGUGACUAGACAACUGAAAAUAUGUGAGCGCAACUGGAACUGCAAACCUCGGGAUCUCCUAACAUACCUAAGUGAAGCUCAUCUGGACUGGGGCAAGCAAAACACGGACACUGAGUCUCAUGUAAUCAAGAGUACCAAGAAAAAUUGGAUAUACCUCAGCCAAGAUGCAGCUUUGGUAGACAGAGAAGAUCCAUGGAAGACCUGGGACUAUCCCAUCAUGCCUCCCAGUUUCUCCGGUCUGAAUCUAAAGCAGACAACAGCAAAAAAGAGCCACACUGCCCCAGAGAAAACAGACAUCCGUAUAUACUAUAGUCCCCCAUCAACUCGCAGGAUUCUUCUAAGUGCUGUGCCAUUCAAAGAUGAAGAUAUAUGUGAAAUGAAACAGGAGAAUAAGGCACCACACUGCCACCACUCUAAACGUAUAAAUGAAAUGAAUGUCUGUGAUACCUGGCAGGGUAGCUUACCUAUUCAGUGCCAGACCACAAUAGACCAGAGUCCAUUUGCUGUUAUUAGAUCGAAUUCAUCUUCUGAUUUCCAGUCUCCUGGUGUUUCAUCUUCACCCUGCUUACCCUUCAGUGGAUGGGAAGUCUCAGAAAAUCUGAGUGAUGACAUGAAAGAAAUGACAGCUAGUGCGCUUGAACAGAGAAGAAAGAGUAUCUCAGGUAGCCUCACUGUUGGAGUAAACAGUAUAGGAACCCAGACUCAUACUCAGUCACAAGUGAAUAGUGUUGGACUUCAGACUGAUAUCUAUCUAAGUGUGUCGGCAAGCAGACCCCGGUCACCCAGGGUCACAUCAUUUGUGUCUGCCCACUCACACAAUAUUUCAUCUUCUCCAGAGAGGAUGCCUGGGCCAUUCGAAAAGUCUCUAUCUUGCUCAACUUCACCUAAACAACAACGAAGACACUCAUCCCCUUUUUCCUCCAGCUCUUCUUCCUCCAACACCACAAAUUCCUCUUAUUCUUUUAAGUCAGCUUCCUUGUCCUCAUCAUCAUCUCUGACCAGUUCCUCGAGGUUGGAGCCCCCUAAAGAACAUAGAAUAUGGGGCCUUCCUCAUUGCAGUUCUAGCAACAAGAAACCCAAUUCAACAUUUAGGGGUAACAGUGAGAAGCCUGCUGGCCGUAGGACUGCAGGGAUCCACAAGUAUGGUCUGGUUCAAGAAUUUUUCCGCAAUGUGUGUGGUCGUGGAGAGAAACCAAAUCCACCAAAUCAAGGAGGGGAAAAAGUACAGGAUAUACGCAGGGAUCAUGCAAAUUCAGCAAGAUUAAAGAAAACUGAAGCUCCUCCUUCUCGGAUUCCCACAGUUCCACUGGGCAGGAAUGACAGUGUCACUAGAAUUGUUAAUCAUAGAUUUAUGAAACAGGGUAGAAAGGAUGUGCCACAAACAACCCAGACACAAACACAGGGUCAGUGUCCAAACCAGACCAAGACACCGAUGAGUAAGCACAAGGGUUUUGGACCUGCUGCUUUGGAGGAUGCCCCCUGUGGAUGUAGCUCUCGAUCUCUAGCUUCCUGCUUCGCUCGAGUGUCUCGUACCAACCUUCGUCACACCCACAACCACUGUAAGCUCCGGCCCACAACAGCUGGUGGGAAAGGGAAUCUGGGGUGGCAUCACCAUGCACACUGAUACCAAUAAACAGCUGAAAGGAUACUGAAGAAGUGGACCAGCUAACAUUUAAAUGUGUCAAUUGGAUGUUUUCAGACCAUAUACAAUUAUUCUGAAGACUUAUAUUAAUACUAACCAGAUUACUGCUGGUGUAUCAACAGCUUUUAAUGCAGUAUAUAUACAGGUUUGUUUUCUUUUUUCUAUGUA
This is a messenger RNA of Tachysurus vachellii, 4409 nucleotides long. RefSeq names its product protein SOGA1. NCBI's taxonomy places the organism in Eukaryota, Metazoa, Chordata, Actinopteri, Siluriformes, Bagridae. The coding region runs from base 126 to 4223 and encodes 1365 amino acids. Gene Ontology annotation, biological process: regulation of autophagy. The transcript is spliced from 10 exons. The record is from RefSeq and is a predicted model, not a curated record.